Molecule: messenger RNA, 1416 nt
Organism: Fusarium coffeatum
Lineage: Eukaryota; Fungi; Ascomycota; Sordariomycetes; Hypocreales; Nectriaceae
Exons: 2
Coding region: 1-1416 (471 amino acids)
Biological process (GO): regulation of DNA-templated transcription
Molecular function (GO): zinc ion binding; DNA-binding transcription factor activity, RNA polymerase II-specific
Source: RefSeq, a predicted model, not a curated record
AUGCGCGCGACACAGAGACAGAGGGCCUUUGCCCCCAAGAAGCGUACUGGAUGCCUGACUUGUAAAAAGAGACAUAAGAAAUGUGAUGAAGAAAAGCCAAUUUGUCAACGAUGCAAGAAAGGCGGUUAUGUCUGCGACGGAUACGAGAAACAAGAGCUCACACAAGAUACUCCCAAACCUCGACCUCUUCCAUUACUUGUGGCAAAGCGAGCAAGCACACCCCAAAAAUGCUUGGUCCCAGGGAACGCCCUCGAGUCGAGUUAUUAUACUUAUUUCUUCUCCGAUAUAAUCGGCCAAUUCGAAAUUUCUCACUCAUUGAACAAAGGCUUUUGGAAAAAGACACUUCUGGCGCCUAGCCAAGACAAUCUUUGCAUCAAGCAUGCGGUCUUAGCCGUAGGCGCGACACAUUUGAGAUACUCCAGAGCCGGAGCUGGGCAGAUUUUACCAGCGUCUUUGGACAGGUUUAUCCUGACAAAUUACAAUGAGGCUAUAUCAAGGCUCGCAAAUACCCGAGAUAAUCCAGCGGACCUUGAGACGAUAUUAACGUGCUGUAUACUCUUCGUCAUCCUCGAAAGUCUUCGCGGGGACUUUGAAGAAGCAGUUCGACACCUCGAGUCAGGCAUAAAGAUUCUUGCGAAUCAUAAACCCAAAGUAUUCCUACCGAACAACGAACUCCAAGACCUCGCAACAAUCUUCCACGCCAUAAGCUCUCAAGUUGCAAUAUUUGCGGAAGAUCGCAUCUUCCCUGACGUAACACAUCUAUUGAUGCCGCCCAAGAAACAAAAGAGGAAAGCCAAUGGUGUGUUUCGGGAUCUGGAUGAGGCGGAAGAUGUCAUGAAUAAAUUCGACGAUGUGAUUAAUCAUAUCAGUUGGGAUCUGGAGCAAGAUUGGGACGAUGAAGAGUCAGAGUGUGUUACUCAAUGGGUCAAAUUGAGGCAAGAUGUGGCAACUUGGGAGGCACUUUUCAAUUGUCUCUUAGGCAGGAUCAGCGUGGAUGAAUCCAAAGAAAGAAUUCUCAAUCUACGCAUCCAGCAUAAACUAUGGGAAGUCCUCCUCGACGGGGAAUGCAACGAAGACCAAGCUGCCAUCACACCUCAAGACUGCAACACCCUUCUCGAUCAGGUGCAGCAACUAUGGUGCAAUCCCAGCCAUUCGCACUUUGGGCUGAAAAUCGACUUGACAGCUGCUCUGUAUCAGCUUUAUGUCUACUGCGAGGAUGAUGACGUUCGACAAAGAAUCAUCAAUAUGCUGAGGUCGCAGCGACGGAGGGAGAUUAUAUGGGAUAGUGGCGAGUUAGCGGACUUUUUGGAGAGGGAUAUGUGGCAGAGAGCUUUGGGGUUGCAAGAGGAGAGAUGGCCGGAUAUUGGACCUUCGAAAGAAGAGGGUGCUUUGCUGGUUUUUAGACCGAAGCAUUAG